AUGGCGGUGUCGUCGCUGGACCUGGAGGUGGGCAGCGCCAUGUUCCUGGACUCGCGCCUGCACCUGCGCUGCGCCGCCUGGCUCUUCAACGUGUACCGGCGCAACAGCGUCGAGUACGAGCUGCAGGAGGACGCGCCGCAGCUCGCCUCCGAGCGACGACACCGCGGCCGACCGCAGGGGUACUGGCGCCCGCGGCGGCGGCAGCGGCGGCGGCGGCGGUGGCCGCGGUGCUGCUGGCGGCCAGAUAGCGCGCGCGGCGCCGCCCCUCUUCGCCCCCGCCCCCGCCCUCGCCCACGCCCGUGGCCACGCCAGCGCGGGACCUGCCCCGCCGGCAGCGCCGCCGCCCCCGCCCCCGCCGCCACCGUCGCCGGCGCAUUUGAAAGUCAAACGACCGCUUCAAAGGACGAGGAGGAGGAGGAGGAGAAGAAAAAGAAGAAGGCGCCCCAGCGUGUGCCCCACCGUCCCCCGUGUGCACGUCGCCCCGCGCCGCAGCCCCCGCCCGCGCCGAGCCGAGCCGCGUCUGAGUGCAGCGCGAUAAGCGGGUGCAGCCCGGUGUUUACACGCCCCGGGCGCCGGCGGAGUGUGACGCGAGCGGUGUCGGCGCUGUUCCGAAGCUGUCCCCGGCCCGCGCGGGACGCAAGACGGAUGACUGCUGCGAAAGCCUUUUGUAAUUAUUUCAUCAAUGGAAAAUUACUUAUUUACACAAAAGAUUAUUUUUUGGAACUCCACAUGAUGAAGCUUAUGCCAAUCAUUUUACUGCACUAUUUUACAAAAGCGACUACCUUUUUCAUGACACAAACUUUCAGAAAGCAACUGUUUCUUUAUGGGAGGUUCAAGAGUGGCCAGUAUGCAAAGGAGAUAGUCACCCAGCAAGAUGAAGUAAAGCUGUCUCCGCCAACGAAUACAAUUCCAAUUAGUACCUUUCCGCAAGAAUAUCGAGUAAUGAAAAUAAUCCAAUACACUUCAAUUAGGGGUGAAACAACACAUGAAAAUGUGUUAAUUCAUACUAAUUUAAUUUGA
Gryllus bimaculatus (two-spotted cricket) is the source of this 1020-nucleotide messenger RNA. Lineage: Eukaryota; Metazoa; Arthropoda; Insecta; Orthoptera; Gryllidae. The record is from the annotation of a GenBank genome assembly.